Messenger RNA from Scylla paramamosain (green mud crab), 3131 nucleotides. It is a transcript of the gene CSN1b, whose product is annotated as COP9 signalosome complex subunit 1-like. The record is from RefSeq and is a predicted model, not a curated record. The transcript has 12 exons. The coding region runs from base 142 to 1626 and encodes 494 amino acids. Gene Ontology annotation, cellular component: COP9 signalosome. NCBI's taxonomy places the organism in Eukaryota, Metazoa, Arthropoda, Malacostraca, Decapoda, Portunidae.
GCGUGGCGGAGUGGCGGUGGCUGUGGUGGUGGUGGUGGUCAGCCUGGCCCCCGUGCCCUUAGCUUCAUUGCCUCUCCUCUGGCUCUCUCUGGUUCUCUGGCUCUCUCUUCCUGAGGCUAGUGUGUCCUUGCAGCCCCCGUCAUGUAUGCCUUACAGAACAAUGUGGAGCCAAUGGUCAUUGACAUGGCUGUGGAAGAGAAUGACAACACAGAGGAAGAGCCGGUGAUAGUGGAGAGCACAUCACUGGACUUGGAGACCUACGCAAACUGUUACACGGGUCUUGCCAAGCUCCAGCGACUCAUCUUCAUUGCCGACCGGUGUCCACAGCUGCGAGUUGAGGCACUCCGCAUGGCCAUCUUCUAUGUACAGACAACCUACAAUGUCAACCUUUACACACAGCUGCACAGAAAGCUGCAGGAAGCAGUCAGUGGGGCCAUUGCUGGCAACCCCAGCCUUCCAGACAUUGCUGGGGGAGGUGGUGUGGCGGCCAACUUCCCUGCCUUGGACAUGCAGUGGGUGGAGUCUCGUGCCAAAAAAGCUGCACUAAAAUUGGAAAAGCUUGACACUGAUCUAAAAAAUUCUAAGGUCAACAGUAUCAAGGAAUCCAUUCGACGAGGCCACGAUGACCUUGGUGACCACUAUUUAGACUGUGGUGACCUCUCAAAUGCUCUCAAGUGUUACUCACGCGCCAGAGAUUAUUGCACCUCCUUUAAACAUAUUAUUAAUAUGUGUCUUAAUGUUAUAAAGGUUUCAAUCUACCUAAACAACUGGUCCCACGUUCUGAGUUAUGUAAGCAAGGCUCAAGCAACACCUGAAGUAGCAGAAUCCAGGCCGAGCAAUAACAAAGACCAGUCAGCCAUAAUCCAGACCAAGUUAACCUGUGCCUCAGGAUUAGCACAACUAGCAACAAGAAAGUAUAAGCCUGCAGCUAAGAGUUUUCUUGCGGCGCAACUUGAUGCCUGUGAUUUCCCAGACCUUUUGUCCACCUCCAACGUUGCCAUGUAUGGAGGACUCUGUGCACUAGCCACAUUCUCACGCCAGGAGCUACAGAAACUUGUAAUCUCUAGCAGUUCCUUCAAACUGUUCCUGGAAGUGGAACCUCAGUUACGAGACAUAAUUUUUAAGUUCUACGAGUCAAAGUAUGCUUCCUGCUUGAAGCUAUUAGAUGAAUUAAAGGAUGUUCUGAUGCUAGACAUGUACUUGGCACCUCACCUCAACACACUCUACACUCGCAUUAGAAAUCGUGCUCUUAUUCAGUACUUCAGCCCAUACAUGAGUGCUGAUUUAGAGAAGAUGGCAGCUGCUUUCAACACUACUAUAUCUGCUCUAGAAGAUGAAUUAAUGGCCUUAAUUCUAGAUGGACAAAUUCAGGCUCGGAUAGACUCCCAUAAUAAGAUCCUGUAUGCCAAGGCUGUGGAGGAAAGAAGCAUGACCUUUGAGCGAUCCCUGGAGAUGGGCCGGGAACACAUCAUGAGGGUGAAGGGUCUCAUACUCCGGUCAGCACUCAUAAAGAACCAAAUCCACGUCAAAAGUCCUCCCAGGGAAGGGGGUGGGGGGGGAGGGCAAGGUGGUGGGGACGUCACCAUGGCAGCUAGCAACAGUUCUGCUGCCACUCCAAGAAACUAAUUGCAAGUGACCAGUGCCCAGGCUGUGUUGAGACUAGACCUGUGCAGAGUUCUGGCUCUGUUGGUCCACAGGCAGACUUGCCACCAGACAAGACUUAAACAGUUAAUAUUGCUCACUUGAGUUAUACAGAUACAUUGCUGCUUGUCAGUUACUUCCUGUGUAAUUUGACAAAGCAUAUGUGUACAGGAGAGCUUUCACUUGUGAACACUAUGCAGGGGUUCUAUGACACUCUUGCCAUGAUAUUGAUCACGACAGUAGAUCACAUCAAAGUGUGCAUAGCUUACUUCCAUGCUGCUGGUGAUUGCUGAUGGACACCAGCAAGUGAACCUCAGGAGGUCUGUGAACUAUGUAUCUCUAUUUACUUGGUGUUUAUCAUACCAUGUAUAGCAAUGAUUUUUUUCUUUUCUCCCAAACCCAGGAACAAGCAGAAGAGUAUCUCAGUUGGGGUGUUUGAUGAUGCUGGGAUGUAACCUGAAUGAAAAGAGGCAUGAAGGAGUUAAAAUUGUGUAUGAAGUGAACCAGGAUGAUUUUCUUUAAGACUAAGCUGGACAACUUGAAGGAGGAUAUGUUUUAGUAAGUGUAAAAGGGUAAAUUUGUGAGUGGCUGAAGAAAUGCUUUACUCUUCCAUCCCCAGAGCCAUUGACAGCAGUUGUUAUCUAUCUUUCUUAUUUCUCUGAUGAGGUUGGCCACAGCAGAAGAGCCUCUGUGUCUCUCUAUCUAAAUGCUUCCUUCUUGUGUGCUCAGACAUGUGGCCUCUACUUGCUUGCCUUUCACACAUAACCUUUAUUUUAUUCUUUCAACCUUUAUUUUAUUUCUUUCAUCUUCCAAGUGGUCUUUGUUUUCUCUUGACACAUUCACUUUCAAUUACAUACACUUCCUUUACAAGUUCUAUCUAUCCUUUCAGUUUGACCAUGUCAGUGAUAUUGUUUGUUCCUUAUUGCUUGAAUUUGUUAAAAUCAACAUUAAUCUUGAGUAAACCUCUUUCAUUCUCUGGGUUGCUUAUUCUUCACACUUUUUCCUCACACCAACGAUUAUAUUUUCUCUUCAGCCACUCAUGAUAUACCACUUUAAACUUGACCAAACAUUUCCUCACUGCAGUUAAGCCUCUUUUCACUAUUGACUUCACAUACAUACAUACAUACAUUAAAACACCCCAGUUCAAGUUUUAUUUCUGAUUGUUUGUUGGUUUGUAAGAAGUUGAGGAUUAAUGGGGAAGGGUUCACAACUCUCUGCCCUUGUCCCUUUUGGUUGCCUUUAACAAGCCACAGGGAAUACAUGCAUAUAUUAAAACUUCUCAUAUCUUGGGAGUGGCCCUAAAGUAAACCACCCAGGCUAGUUGCACGACAGAGCAGUGGGUGGUGGGUUGCCAUGUCCCUGUACCAGUCGGAAUAGUACUUCACUCAAAUUUGUAAACGUGUGAUUUGCAGGAAAUUCUCAUUCCAUUAAAGUUUUGUGAAAUGAGUGUAUAGGUGCUUAAAUUAAACAAUAUACCAAUGGGAGAAGAG